AUGUUUCCUGCAAAACCCACUUCCAGAUUCAUACUUUUCACUCUCACCAUCCUCUUUUUACUCACCUGUACCAUCUUUGUCACUGCCAAUGAAGACCCAACCGUUGAAACUGAUAAUGAUGGCGUCGAUAAUGAUUUACAAGAAUUGAUAGCAAUUGACGAGCAAGGAGGAGGAGGAGGAGCAGCAGAGCAGAAGCAAGGUGACCAACAGAAGGAGGCUGAGGUAUUGUCCAAAGCACAAAGGAUAGUUCUUGAGCUAAACAGUGAUAAUGUGAAAAGGGUUAUCGAUCAGAAUGAGUUUGUGUUGAUUCUUGGAUAUGCACCUUGGUGUGCAAGGAGUGCCGAGCUUAUGCCUCAAUUUGCUGAGGCUGCUAAUAAGCUUAAGGAGUUGAGGAGUCCUGUCUUGAUGGCUAAACUUGAUGCUGAAAGGUACCCAAAAGUUGCUUCAACUCUUGGGAUCAAAGGGUUCCCUACUCUGCUUCUUUUUGUCAAUGGGACCUCGCAGGUUUACACUGGUGGAUUUUCUGGGGAAGAUAUAGUGAUCUGGGCUAGGAAAAAGACAGGUGUGCCUGUUAUUAGGAUAAGUUCAAGUGUCGAGGCUGAAGAUUUUCUUAAGAAGUGUCAUAUGUUUGUUCUUGGUCUUUUUGAUAAGUUUGAGGGACAUGAUUAUGAAGAAUUUAUAAAAGCGGCAACCACAGACAAUGAAAUCCAGUUUGUUGAAGUGAGCAGCUCUGCUGUUGCUAAAAUUCUCUUCCCGAAUAUCAAUGCUACAGACCAUUUCAUUGGAAUUGUUAAAAGCGAGCCUGAAAGAUACACAGCUUACGGAGGGAUCUUUGAGAAGGACACAAUAUUACAGUUUCUGGAAUAUAACAAGUUUCCCCUUGUUACCAUGCUUACUGAGCUGAACUCUGCCAGAGUUUAUUCCAGUCCUGUCAAACUUCAGGUUAUUGUCUUUGCAGAUGCUGAUGAUUUCAAAAAUCUUAUUCAGCCUCUUCAAGAGGUUGCCAGGAAGUUCAUAUCAAAGAUAAUGUUCAUAUACAUAGACAUAGCAGAUGAAAACCAAGCAAAACCCUUCUUAACAUUAUUUGGGCUUGAAGAUUCUGAAAACACUGUGGUGACUGCUUUUGACAACGGUAUGAGCUCAAAGUAUUUGUUAGAGUCCAAUCCAACACCAAGCAACAUCCAAGAAUUCUGCUCAAGGCUUCUGCAUGGUAGUCUGUCACCUUACUUCAAAUCACAACCAGUACCUGAUAAUGUGAGUUCAUUAACUUUAUUUAAAUUGGUUGAGAAAGAGAAAAUUGUCCAGAUCGUUGUAGGGAAGACUUUUGAUGACUUGGUUUUGAGCAGUCCCAAGAAUGUACUCCUAGAGGUAUAUACACCGUGGUGCAUCAACUGUGAGACUACAAGUAAGCAGGUCGAGAAGUUGGCUAAGCAUUUUAAAGGUCUAGACAAUUUAGUUUUUGCAAGGAUAGAUGCUUCUGCAAAUGAACAUCCAAAACUUCAGGUGGAUGACUAUCCAACGCUUCUAUUUUAUUCAGCGCGGGAUAAAGCAAAUCCGAUCAAGCUUUCAACAAAAUCCAGCUCAAAGGACUUGGCAGCAGUCAUCAAAUCUCAUUUGACAGCCAAAGAGGAAGUCCCCAGAGAUGAACUAUAG
Molecule: messenger RNA, 1653 nt
Organism: Dovyalis caffra
Lineage: Eukaryota; Viridiplantae; Streptophyta; Magnoliopsida; Malpighiales; Salicaceae
Source: the annotation of a GenBank genome assembly